Manduca sexta (tobacco hornworm) is the source of this 1601-nucleotide messenger RNA. RefSeq names its product T-box transcription factor TBX6 (gene Doc1). Gene Ontology annotation, molecular function: RNA polymerase II cis-regulatory region sequence-specific DNA binding; DNA-binding transcription factor activity, RNA polymerase II-specific. Gene Ontology annotation, biological process: heart development; positive regulation of DNA-templated transcription; cell fate specification. Gene Ontology annotation, cellular component: nucleus. The record is from RefSeq and is a predicted model, not a curated record. NCBI's taxonomy places the organism in Eukaryota, Metazoa, Arthropoda, Insecta, Lepidoptera, Sphingidae.
GUUGUCACGUACAUCACCAGUUUUUCUUACGUUUGUUUUUAAUUAUGAACUUAUUGUGAACUUCGUGUUUUCUACGGUAUUGUGUUGAACGAUUUUGAACGUUGUAUCCGGGGCGUUUGGUCGUACUCUUGACUUUGCGGCUAAAUUAUGUUAUAAAGUGACUCUAACCGUGGCUGGUAUUCUGAUUAGUUGUUUUCUUGAUACAACACAAGGAUGAUGAUGGAUCAGGCACAUUUCGGCGAGUAUCUCCUGAGGCAGCAAAUGCUUCACGCCGCUUCACUUAGUGGACUGCAACACCGCAUGGGCGCGGACGCAGAGCCGCCGGCGUGCGAUGCGCGGCUCCUCAACGCUGACCUCUGGCGGAGGUUCCACGACAUCGGCACCGAGAUGAUCAUCACGAAAGGCGGACGGCGCAUGUUUCCUUCUCUUCGCAUCUCCCUGGCUGGGCUGGACCCUCGCGAGGAGUACUGCGUGCUUCUAGAACUGUCUCUGGUGGGGCGGCGUCGCUGGCGCUGGGCGGGAGGCGCGUGGGCAGCGGCGGGCGGCGCGGAGCCACAAUCCCCCAGGAGACUGAUGCUGCACCCUGACUCUCCAGCACCAGGACACCACUGGACUGCCAACCCAGUUUCGUUUAGUAAACUGAAGCUGACCAACAACACCAUGGAUGCACAGGGACAUAUGGUACUUACGUCCAUGCACAAGUACCGCCCCCGGGUUCUGAUAGUGAGAGCGCGCGACGCGGCCGCGAUAGCGUGGGGCGCGCCGCACGCCGCCUUCUCAUUCCCAGAGACUGAGUUCAUCGCUGUUACUGCUUACCAGAAUGAUCGCAUUACAAAACUAAAGAUCGACAACAAUCCAUUCGCUAAAGGAUUCCGGGCCUGCGGUCAAUCGAAGUGUAAACGGAAGAACUUAGACAGUGGCGACAAUUCAGAGCCAUCUAGCAGCGAGUCCAGUGAAGCUAAACGACCCUGUUCAGACGCUGCGUCAUCUUGUUCGGAGGAGGGGAGCCUGCGGUCGUCGUCACCGCGCUCGCCGCCGCUCGUGGAGUCUCCCGCGCCGCUGGUGGCGCCCCCUGAGAACAUCACGCCUCCUCCCACAGCUUUCUACCCUCCCGAACUGCCAUACUUAGGACCUUUACAUAUGCCAAUGCCGUUGGGUAUAUGGCCCAACACUCCGAUGCCGGGUGGGUUCGCCUGGGGCCCGGCCGCACCGCCGCCGCCGCCUAAAUUGCCCUCUCCUCCCGCGGCGGAGCCCGCGCCCUGCCGCCGCGUCAAAAGUUUUACCAUCAGCGCUCUUCUGGGCGAAGGUUAAUAUAAUUGUGUAUAAUUUAAUUAGAGAUUAAUGUACAAUAGAGUUUUUAAUUGCAUAAGUGUAUACGAUACCCAUCAAGUAAACUCGUACUAUUGUGAUUUAAAGCAAGAACUUAUUUUAUUCUUCUUUAGGUAAUCAAAUGUCUUUGCAAUAACUUAAUAUUGUAAAUAUUGUUUUAGUACUUAGAAAUAUGAUGUAAUAUACAUAUUUUAUAGAACAUAACUACCUCGUUACACAAGCAUAGAAUUUAUUAUUGUGAUAGCUGUGCCUUAAGAAUAAAAAUAUAUUCA